AUGGAGGGCGAGGAAUCAGCCUCAGCAUACCCAGAAGCCUACAAGAUCCACUACGAGAAGUCUUGGCUGCACAGACACUGCUCCUCCCUGCUGCAGAGGGACAGGCAGGCCCAGAAAGCCGGGCAGCUCUUCUCAGGGCUGCUGGCCAUGAAUGUGGUGUUCCUGGGCAGCGCCUUCCUGAGCAGCAUGAUUUUCAACAGGGUGACCAUUACCCUGGGAGACGUCACGAUCUUCCUCUGCAUCCUCAAAGCCCUCUCUAUGUGCUGGGUAAUGUACUAUCUGCUGGGCACCACCAGAAAGCCCCAUGCGGUGCUGUACAGGGACAUCCACGCCGGGCCAGUCUGGGUGCAGGUGUCUCUAGUGAUGUUCGGCGCUUUCAGCCUUCUCCUGAACGUGUUUCACAUCGGUUACAUCAUCAGCCACAUACAGUGCAAAUCCUACCUCGAGAUCCUGUUCCCAUGCAUAGACAUCCUCUUCCUCACCCUCCAGACUUACCUGUUAUGGCACCACUCCAAGGACUGUAUCCAAGUCCAGCACAACCUCACCAGGUGUGGGCUGAUGCUGACCGUCGCCACGAAUCUCCUCCUCUGGCUCUUAGCAGUGACCAAUGACUCCAUCCACAAGGAGGUUGACUCACGAACUCAAAACCGGCAGCAGAGAUUUGCAGGCAAUGAGACUAUUUUAUGUGUUUGCCCAAACACAACAGCCUGCGAGAUCUUCCGGAGAGGCUACAUCCUUCUGUAUCCCUUCAACACCGAGUACUGCCUCAUCUGUUGCACCAUGCUGUACGUCAUGUGGAAAAACGUUGGCAGGCGCAUAAGCCAUCAACACACUCCCCACGUCGAGCCCAAGUUCAAGCUCCGAGGGGUCAUUUUUGGGCCACUGCUGGGCACAGCUGCAGUCAUCAUCGGGAUCUGCGUCUUCGUAAUAUAUCAGGUCCAAGCUACCGGCUCUGCAGCUAACCGGGGGGUCUUCCUGAUGUAUUACUCCUACUAUGUAGUGCUUCUGCCUAUGAUGACUGUGGGUGCCUUAGUUGGGACCAUCAUCCACAGUUUGGAAGCCAGGGAGCUGGACACGCUGAAAAACCCAACCCGAAGCCUUGAUGUGAUCCUGCUCAUGGGAGCAGCCCUGGGUCAGAUUGGGAUGUCUUACUUCUCCAUCGUAGCCAUUGUGGCCACCAACCCUUGGGACCUACUGAACAGCCUCAUCCUGGCCUACUCCGUCAUUCUCAUCAUUCAGCACAUCACCCAGAACAUCUUCAUUAUCGAGGGGAUUCACCGGCAGCCAUGGGCGCCCACACCAUCUACUGCCAACAAAGAAGCCGAAGCAAAAGAACAGGAGAGUCAUGGAGAUUGUGACCCCAAAAAAGAUUAUCCCCUAGAGAUAAGGCAGGAGAUCAGGAGGCUGUCACAGGCCUACCUCCAGACCUACAACGACUUGAACUGGAAGAGGAAAGCGCUGAAAGAGAUCUCCUUCUUCUUGAUCUUAUGCAACAUUAUACUCUGGAUCAUGCCCACGUUCGGGGCACACCCUGUGUUUGAGAACGGAUUGGAAAAGUCAUUUUAUGGUUACUCCACCUGGUUUGCCAUCGUGAACUUUGGGCUACCCCUGGGUGUGUUCUACCGAAUGCAUUCAGUUGGGGGACUCCUCGAGGUCUACGUGUCAGCCUGAACUGGACCCAGUCCUCCCUUGUCCAGUGGUGGAAGAGGCCUGUAGCCACAACCAAAGGAGCCCGGGGGAACAGAGCUACAGAAGGCUUCCAGCUCUUUUUUAUUUUCAGCUUCUACUUUAGCUCCUCUGAGCACUGUUUUGUUAGGAGUUGCAGAGACAAGGGAGCCAUAUCUUGUGGCUUUCAAACAUGCCAGUACCAGAUUUCUCCACAAGAGAACAAAAUUUAAGCCACUCUCUCGCUAUUCCUGGGACACUAGCUAGCACCAGCAUAAUAGGAAUGAGAUUGAGACCAUAUAGUGGAUGCUGUAGGUAAUGGGACUUGAAUCAUUUCAUCUGACCCCUUUGAAGGAGAGAAUAUAAGAGCAUCAAGAUGAGCAGAUAGAGGGACAGGCCUGUGCUCCACAGCAUCUCUGGAACCAGCUCUACCCGUUGAUGCUCACCCACAUGCCAGCUCUCUUGUCGUGAGACGUACUAGCUUUCUCAGGAAGAGGACAUAGUAGUACCUGAAACACAUGCCCCAGAAUCAAGCACUAAUGAACAAAAAAUGCUCACUUUCCACAUGGGUCUGUGAAAGGAUAACUGUUAUAGUAGCAUUCAGGGAGUAUGGUGCAGUGGUUAGCGCUCUGCAGUCUGUUCCUGGUUCUGACAUUCAGCAUGUGACCUUAGGCAAGUUAGUCAGGCCCUUCACAUCUCAGUGCCUGCAUUUUUCCAUGUGAAUAAUACCAAAUAACCCAUCUAUCUGGCUUAAUUAAGUGUUCUUACAGGCACAAGGAGAUACUCAGGUAAAAGCACUGGGGAGGUACAAUAAUUACUAUGCUACUUUGGUCGUUUGAACUUGAUUGUUCUCACGCAUGGCUUUUGAGUGCAUUUCUUGUUUUGGAAUUAGUCUACCCUUCGGUGGAAGUGAAGCGCACACCAUGCAUGCCAUUUCAAUAGCCCUAAAAUAAGCUAAUGCUAGACCUACUGUGAACCCCACUCUCCGUUCCCUUGCUCCUUUGCACAGUACAUUGUAGCAUUCAUUAAGCUGAGAGCAAAAGCAAAUAAGGAGUUAAAAUAUGCAGUGCAGGAUCUGAUCGGAGACCCAGGAGAUUUUGAUCAAAACAAGAAGGGCACGUGGGAAUGACACGAAAAAGUGGCAGGACCGUGUGAGAGGAAGGGUCCCACUAAGACUGGUGAAGAGAAAAAAAUUAAGCUGAACAUUCAGGUCUGUCAGUGCAAUUGUUAUUUUACUUUCUGCUCACAGAGCCCUGUGCAAAGCCCACAGAAGUUAAUGAAAAGCCUUAUUUCAGCAGACAGUGAAUCCAGCCUUUACUGAGCCCAAAAAUCAUAUAAAAAUUGAAGGGCAGGUCCUGAUUUUACAAUCAGUCCAUCUUCUGCUAUCAAAAUUUGUUGUGAGACUUAACCAAGGUUGAUAAAGUGCAAAUAGCUCUAAUGUUUGUUGCUUCCACAGGAUAUAAAUCACUUGAAAGGGCUGCUGGGUUAUGAUCAGAGCUUCGUUCUCUCACGUAGCUGCACCCUUGUGUGAAAGCAAAACGCCCUACAAGCGGAAGAUUAGAGUGCAGAUAGCUAUAGCCUGCGGGCCACUUCUCCAAAACCCUCACACAGAUGUCUGAAAGGGGUACAGUGACAGCCAUCCCCCCCCCCCCCCCUCCAAUUUUCAUCAGAAAUUAAAAGCAAGCAAGACCAAGUGA
Alligator mississippiensis (American alligator) is the source of this 3362-nucleotide messenger RNA. It is a transcript of the gene OTOP3, whose product is annotated as otopetrin 3. Lineage: Eukaryota; Metazoa; Chordata; Crocodylia; Alligatoridae. Gene Ontology annotation, biological process: proton transmembrane transport. The coding region runs from base 1 to 1671 and encodes 556 amino acids. Gene Ontology annotation, cellular component: membrane. The transcript is spliced from 7 exons. The record is from RefSeq and is a predicted model, not a curated record. Gene Ontology annotation, molecular function: proton channel activity.